Oryzias latipes (Japanese medaka) is the source of this 3619-nucleotide messenger RNA. Its product is annotated as IKAROS family zinc finger 4. Lineage: Eukaryota; Metazoa; Chordata; Actinopteri; Beloniformes; Adrianichthyidae. The record is from RefSeq and is a predicted model, not a curated record. Gene Ontology annotation, molecular function: RNA polymerase II cis-regulatory region sequence-specific DNA binding; DNA-binding transcription factor activity. Gene Ontology annotation, biological process: regulation of transcription by RNA polymerase II.
UCUGCCUUCGUUUAGUUUUGGAAGCAAAAUCCGAAGCGGGAGAGCUAGCAUAAAAGCACUAGCUUCCUCUCUGCGGCAUUUAGGGGGCGGUGGCUGCCAUAGCAACCGUUACGGAAACAUUGGCUAGCACAGUCAAAGCUUACGAUGGUUUGUUAUGCUAGCCUUAAACAUGACGUCGAAGUAAUUUGAAUAUCGAGCAUAGGGGGUUGUCAGUGAGUUAAUCACACAAGCCAAUCGUAUGUUCUUGCGUCAUUGUUUAAAUAGUCUAUUUUUGAUAUGACGUCUCUGCCUUUUUGUGGGAAACUGUCGAUGAUGUGAAGUUCUUGUGUUGAGUCUAGCUAACGGUGAUUUCCAUCUUAUGCUGUUUCAGCUCAAACUAGCAUGGAUGUUGAUGACUGCAAUGGCCCGUCCUACACAUCAGCUAGUGGAGAAUCUUCCAUGGAAAAUGAGUUUUCUGGGGCUCUAGGAGGUCCAACAGUGAGCACCCCAAAUAGCAAAGAUAACUCUCCGACUCGUUCCCUCAGUGCCAACUCCAUCAAAAUAGAGCUGUACAGUGAUGACGAUCCUGAGGUUGAACGAGGAGAACGGUUAGAAGACAGAGGUACAAGGCAAAGAUCUGAGUCUGGGGAAAAUUUUAGAGAACUUGCCAAUCCUGAAACCAUGCCAGCUGGAGCCGCCAGACUGCCGAAUGGAAAGCUAAAAUGUGAUAUCUGUGGAAUGAUCUGCAUUGGGCCUAAUGUUCUAAUGGUGCACAAACGCAGCCACACAGGUGAGCGGCCUUUUCAGUGCAAUCAAUGUGGCGCCUCAUUCACUCAAAAGGGCAACCUACUUCGCCACAUCAAGCUCCAUUCUGGGGAGAAGCCUUUUAAAUGUCCCUUCUGUAGCUAUGCCUGCCGAAGAAGAGAUGCUCUCACUGGACACCUACGCACCCAUGCAGUGUCAUCUCCAACUGUCGGAAAGCCAUAUAAGUGCAGUUAUUGUGGCCGCAGUUACAAGCAGCACAGUACACUGGAGGAGCACCGUGAGCGCUGCCAAAGCUACUUGCAAAGUCUAGAGUCACAACUACCAAACAAUGCAUAUACUCCAGGAGAGGAGAUGAGAGAGCUAGAGUUUAUACCAGACUCCUUACUGCAGUCCUCCUCAAACAAGAUGGUUUUUAUUGAUCGGCUUGCCAACGCCGUCACCAAACGCAAGAGGUCCACACCACAAAAAUUUGUAGGGCAAAAGCACAUCCGCCUUAACCCUGCAGAUGCACCUUAUGAGCUGUCUGCUGAAUUGGAUAAAGAUGGGGAAAUGCACAGAGGGGACCUUGAUAGCCUGUACGUUGGUGGCCUUGGAGGAGAAUACCCAGGCGUAGCAGGUAAUGUAGGAGGAGGGACAUCAGAGACUCUGAGGCCCCCGCACCUUCCCACCAGUCACCACGCAUGUCCCUCAGACAUCCGGCUUCCACACAACUCCAAUCACCCUUCCGUCAGUCUUGGUCCGAGGCUGGAUUGCACAGGGACCGGAGCUGGGGUAGGAGUCGUUGGUUUAGGAGGGAGGGAGGCAGCUGAAGGUCAUGAAGACGUUUCAGCUGGCCCAAGUCAUGUACCCUCGCCUAGCAACGGUUGCCAGGAGUCGACAGACACAGAAAGCAUGCCAGAUGAGCUGUGCAACAGCAACACUCCAGUUUCUACCUUCCUCGGUAACAAUGGACAUCACCUCCUCCACUCCAGCAACCACAUCCCAAGACUUCCUCCCACUACGCAUCAUACAGGUCGGGACAGACACAGCCUGAGCAAUGCCAAAGAGCGGGAUGUUAAAAAUGAAGAGGGGAGGCAUUCUGCUCUCGCACCCCCACCCCUCGCAGCAGUUCCCGUGUCACUGACAGCACACUCCGCCACCUCCACCGAGGCUCUGCGAGUCGUCGAUGGAGAGGGCCAUGUGGUGCGUUCUUUCCGCUGCGACCACUGCCGUGUGAUUUUCCUGGACCAUGUCAUGUUUACUAUUCACAUGGGCUGUCAUGGUUUCCGUCAACCUUUUGAGUGUAAUAUCUGCGGCUAUCGUAGCCAGGACCGCUAUGAAUUUUCAUCACACAUUGUCCGUGGAGAACACGUCUUUGAAUGACGGCCAGACGGACCCCCGUCUGCUUCUCCAAGAACUUCGUUGGGAUUUGUUUUGGAAACACUAAUACCAGGACCUGGCUAGGUUUGGUCUACACAUGAUCAGAAGGAGUCCUUCAAAGAUUCAAAUAAAUAAUUCAAACAGGCACACAGAAAAUGUAUCUGUAAAAGAAGAGGUUAAUUUAAACUGGGACAGUGGUAUUUAGGUGUCCCCAAUUAUGAUACACAUAGAAUGAAAUGCCAGCAGCUGCUCUUUUCAUCCUCAGUGCCUUGCUCUAAAGUUCAGGAUUCAAACUACAGGCACUCCUGGCGGUCAAGCCAGAGUUCUGUUCUAUAUUCUCAUGCACUUUAGCAGAUGAUAUCAAAAUGCCAAAUGCCUUUUUUUUUUGGCUUAUUUAAAUUUGUGUACAUAUUUUUAUGACAUGCUACGAACACUUUUUUUCACAAAAAAAAGAGGCAAACAACAAAGCUAAACACCAACAUUGUUGAAACUCUCAGUCAACCUGUACAGCAACUUGUUCUUCACAAACUGCAGACCAAACUCAAAGCCAGGUCCAGUUGGUUGGACUGAAGAUGCCUGUGACAGAGGGUCGCACAUGCAAAAAUGCACUUUGGAGAAAACAGAUGUGUGUGUUGGUGUGUGUGUCUGUGCAUGUGAGAAAGGUUCUGGAAAAUGUGUUUGUUUUUCUUAAAUGAAGGCUUUUUCCGUUGGUCUCAUAUGGGACGAUGUGGUAAUUAUUCAUGUUUUUAUUUUGUUCCUUGUUUGCUUGUGUUGCACUGAUCCAUGCCAGAAUUAAUGAUAUUAAACUGUUUUAUAGAAUUCAUGAAAGAGUUGAACAUUUCUCUAAAGAAAACAUGGAAAACUGUUGGAUGGGGGGGAGGGGCUCAGAUAUCACUGCCACAAUGAAAGGUUAUCUAAAGGGUAGAUUCUGGUUUUUAUAUUUCUGUUUUUAAAAUAUAUUAAAUUUCUAACCAAAACGUACAAUCUUGCCUGUGUUUGUGGUACCUUUAACCCUUGUGCUAUCUUAGAUGACCCCCCCCUUACAUUGACGUGUUCUCCCUACCAUGACAAAGAUGGAUAAAGGUGGAAAGAUUUCAUGUAAUCCAUGGACACCAGUGAAGAUCACAAAUCAUUGAAGAAAAAAGGUUCAGAGCACUGUCUAGUGGGUCUAGAUGACCCAACUCCCAAUGGUAAAGGGCCUACGAUAGCACAAGGGUUGAACAGACUGGACCUCAUUGUACUGUGCCUUCCUUCACCUGGUUCUGCUGACAUGAAACCAUCCACCUUCACAUGUCUGCGUGUCUCUGUGUGACUCUUGGAACCAACUGCAGGCAGACAGCUGUCGUGAUCUUGAGUCUAUUCUGGUGUUGGUCAACAGUGGAGCUGAUUUGCUUCUAGAUUUGAUUCGAAUGCAGUUUAAUGCUGAAUAUGCAACCAAUCCUAAUCCUGCUGCUACACUGAAGAGUGCAGUGUUUUACAGUGUCCUGUUGUUCCAUUAAAAACGAUUUACACCUAA